Molecule: messenger RNA, 5001 nt
Organism: Prunus avium (sweet cherry)
Lineage: Eukaryota; Viridiplantae; Streptophyta; Magnoliopsida; Rosales; Rosaceae
Source: RefSeq, a predicted model, not a curated record
AUGAGCAACUUUGAUCUUAGUUUUGUCUCUUAUAUGAAUGCAGAAGAUAAUGAGUACUCAGAGGGGGUUGAUCCAUCACUUGAGUUUGUCAUAACGUCCAGGGAUAUAACCGGCACAGGGGCUCCUGCCACAUUGCUCGUUUUCAAUAAUGAGAAGGGAUUUUCUCCUAAAAACAUACAGUCUAUUUGCAGUGUUGGACGGUCCACCAAGAAAGGCAACAGGAAGCGCGGCUAUAUUGGGGAGAAAGGAAUUGGCUUCAAGAGCGUGUUUCUGAUCACAGCUCAGCCUUACAUUUUCAGUAAUGGUUAUCAGAUAAGGUUCAGUGAAGAGCCUUGUAUGCAUUGCAAUCUUGGGUACAUAGUUCCAGAAUGGGUUGAGGAAAGCCCAACUCUGUCUGACAUAAGACAGAUAUAUGGUUCUGGUUCUGCCCUUCCAACCACAACACUGAUCUUACCUCUAAAGCCUGACAAGGUCAAACCUGUGAAGCAGCAGCUCUCUAAAAUGCAUCCUGAAGUUCUCUUGUUCCUUGCAAAGGUUAAGCGGCUCUCAGUUAGGGAAGUUAAUGAGGAUCCAAGGCUCAACACUGUAACCGCAAUAGCAAUAUCAAGUGAGACUGAUUUUGUGACGCGGAAGAACAUUGAUGCUGAUUCCUACACGCUCCAUCUCUCUGCAGAAGAAAAUGGUAAUGAGUUGGAAACUGAAUGCAGCUAUUAUAUGUGGAAGCAGAAGUUUCCUGUCAAGCAAGAAUGCAGAGAUGAGAAGAGAAUGGAGGUUGAUGAGUGGGUGAUCACGCUAGCAUUUCCAAAUGGAGAACGCCUUAAUAGAGGAACAAGCUCACCCGGGAUCUAUGCAUUCCUUCCCACCGAAAUGAUUACAAAUUUGCCUUUCAUAAUUCAGGCAGAUUUUCUUUUAGCAUCAUCAAGAGAAAAUAUUCUAUUGGACAAGAAGUGGAAUCAAGGAAUUCUGAACUGUGUGCCCUCUGCAUUUAUUAAUGCAUUUCUCUCGCUCGUGAGAACUAUAGAAGAUGCACCAGUAUCUAGUUUGCCUCCCUUUUUCAGGUUCUUACCUGUCCAGAGCUCUCACUAUUAUGAAUUGAAUGUUGUGAGGGAGUCGAUCAAAGCACGAUUGGUGGAGGAAGAUAUUGUACCAUGUGAGCCGCACAAGGAGCAGAAGUUCUUCCAUAAACCUCGUGAAGUGGGUAGGUUAUUGCCUGCUUUUUGGAAUAUUUUGAGAAAGGCAAGAAAAGUAGGGGUAAGCUUGCCGAAUCUCUCUUCCCAUGGAAAAUAUGUUUUGUGUCAUUCAUUUGACCAAGAGGAGUAUGAUCACAUUCUGAGUUUCCUUGGAGUUGAACCAGUGGAUGAUGAAUGGUAUGCUAAAUGCAUUCAGAGUUCCAAUCUGGUAGUUGGGGUUCCAGAAGAUGUCUACUUGGAACUUCUACUGUUUAUUGCUGAUAAUUGGUGGCCCAAAUUUCAUUGCACCAACAUCAAGUACAUACCACUAAUAAAAUUUGUGGAUCUUUAUGAGCGUGCUUCUUUGUGCAGCUUGAGCUCAAUGCGGACUGGUGAAAAGAAGGUUCGCCUAUCCCGUCAAUCUUGGGAAGUUUCAUGGCUGAUUGACUGGAACCGUGAAUUUAUAUCUGUGGCAAGUCUUCUUUUUAUGCCAAAAAGAACCCAGGAAGCUAUCCAGUCAUGUCCUAACAAGGACAAGUUGGUGAAAUGGCUUGCGGAAGAAAUGAAGGUUGAUACUUUAAAUGUUCACGAAUAUGCAGUUUGCCUCUAUAAUUCUCUUGGUAAUGAACGGAAACCUGCUGUUGUAUAUGCCCACUUUUUGUAUCAUUCAUUCUGCGAGAGAUAUAUCACUUAUCCUGAAGUUGUUGAUUUAUGUGGUAAGAUGCCACUCGUGAAUAACUACGGGUAUGUCAUCAGACAAAGGACAGGGGUUAUUGUCCCUGCCAACGAAAGCAAGUGGGCUGGGUUGACUGAUUCAAAUCUAUGGACAGAAGAAGGCUAUGUUGAGUUAGGAGAAGAUUACAUGAAUCCAGGCUGCUUUGCAGGUACAGUUACUGAAUCGAAGCAGCUCCUUGAGUUCCUCAAACUUCAUACUGGAGCUUCGGAUGUCCCUAAUAUUUCUGCUCCCAAUGCCUGUAUUCCAACUCUAUCUUCAACACUUACUAAGAAAAAUGCAUUCUUGCUUUUGGAAUGGAUUCGUCACCUGAGAUAUCAAAGGGCUUACAUCCCGGAGAAGUUCUUGAAAUGUAUAAAGGAAGGUAGCUGGUUGAAAGUUACUUUGAAUGGUUUUUCUGCGUCCAGGCCACCUUCGCAGUCAUUUGUACUUACACCAUCAUGGGGAAACGUUUUGCAGAACGGAUCUGCUUUUGUUGAUAUCCCAUUGGUUGACCAGAGUUAUUAUGGUGAGAGAAUUGAUGGUUACAAGGAAGAGCUGAAAACAAUUGGCGUGAUGUUUGAAUUUGGAGAAGCAUGUGAGUUUAUUGGGAAACAUCUUAUGUCUCUGGCAGCGUCGUCCACUUUAACUAGAGGCAACGUACUUUCAAUACUACAAUUUAUCAAGCUCUUGAGGGACAAAUGUCUUCCCCCAGACGAUUUCAUCCGCAGUAUCAGAAAAGGACAAUGGCUUAAAACAAAAUCUCAUGGUUAUAGGUCUCCUGUUGGAUCUGUCUUGUUUGACCAAGAGUGGAGAAUUGCAUCCAAAAUAAGUGACAUUCCCUUCAUUGAUCAGGGGUUAUAUGGUGAAGAAAUCUUAUAUUUCAAAACAGAACUUGAGUUGCUUGGUGUGGUUGUCUCCUUCAAAAAAAAUUACCAUCUUAUCAUCGACCACCUUAAGUCACCUGCAUGCUUAACUGCUUUGACACCUGAGGCCAUUCUACUAAUGCUGCAAAUUAUGCAUAUUUCAAAUUCAUCUGAUAAGAUUGUUGAAGCAUUGAGAGGAGCGAAAUGCCUGAAGACAAAUAAUGUUUACAAGUCUCCAGGUGAAUGUCUCUUGUUUCACCCUGAAUGGGGUUGCCUUCUUCAGGUCUUUAGUGGCCUCCCAUUGAUUGAUCAUAAUUUUUACGGAAGCAGAAUCUUUUCCUAUAGAGACGAGUUGAGAAAGAUAGGGGUAGUCGUUGAUUUUGAAGAGGCUGCAAAAGUAUUUGCUCGCCAUUUCCGGCAGGCUUCCAUCAUCACCAAAGAAAAUGUUUCAUCAUUUUUGUCCUGUUGCAGAAAGCUGAAGGGAACUCAGUUUAGAUUUCCUGCGGAGGAUCUUAAGAGUUGCAUUCGCGAAGAAAAGUGGCUGCGUACUCGCCCUGGUGUUUAUAGAUCUCCAAGACAGUGCAUUCUCUAUAGUCCUAAUUGGGAUUCUAUCUCUCCAAUAUGUCCUCUUCUCCCUUUUAUUGACGACUCUGAUAAUUGGUAUGGCAAGAACAUUCAUGAAUAUAAGGAAGAGCUGAAGAGCUUGGGGGUUGUUGUGGAAUUCAAGGACGGGAUCAAGUUUGUGCCUUCUGGUCUUCAGCUUCCCAAGAAUCCGAGCUGCAUUUCUCGAGGAAACGCACUUGCUUUGCUGGAAUGCAUAAGGAUUCUAUUGCAGGAGAAAGAUUACUCCUUUCCUGAUGCGUUCAUGAAAAAAGUUUCUCAGGCAUGGUUAAAGACUGGUGCUGGUUAUAGGCUUCCCAGCGAGUGCUUGUUGUUUGAUUCCAAGUUUGGUGAGUAUCUAAAGCAGACUGAUGGGCCUUUCAUUGAUGUAGAAUUUUAUGGUUGUGAAAUUGCAACAUACAGACAAGAGCUGUCUGCAAUAGGAGUGAUUGUUGAAGCGGCAGAAGGAUGUCCUUUGAUUGCCAGCCAGCUUUAUCUUCAUGAUGAGUUUUCCACUUUCGUUCGAGUAUAUAAUUACUUGAGUGAGUUUAAGUGGGAGCCAGAUAGUGAGGAUGACAGAUGGAUCUGGAUUCCGAAGGGAGAUCAGAAUGGAGAUUGGGUUAAUCCAGAUGACUGUGUUGUAUAUGACAAGGAUGAGCUAUUUGGUUCGCAGUUGACUGUUCUGAAGAACUACUUUGAGCAGAACUUACUCGUGUUCUUCUCCAGGGCUUACGGGGUAAAGUCCCGUCCUUCAAUUGAUGACUACUGCGAGCUCUGGAAGGUGUGGGAAACUUCUGAAACUGGAUUGUCGCAGGAUCAAUGUUGCAAGUUCUGGAGGUAUGUUUCAAAGAACUGGAAUGCAAAAACUGAGAAAGCUCUCCCUGAGGCCCUGGUGAAAGUACCUGUUAAUUCAGGCUCAGAUGAAAUCUUUUUGUUAAACAAACGAGAUGUUUUCCUUCCAGAUGACCUUCAACUUAAGGAUCUUUUUGAACAGUCUUCUCCUGACCCCGUAUUUGUUUGGUAUCCUCAGCCAAGCUUGCCUGACUUGCCUCGGACUACAUUGCUUGAAAUGUAUAGGAAAAUUGGUGUUUGUGCUAUUUCUGAAUCUGUACAGAAGGAAGAGCUGUCCAUAGAAAAUGGUGUUGAUCAACAGGUAAUUCCAACGGAGAAAUUGAUCGGGAAAGCGCUACUCCAUCUGAUUCUUGGUUUUCUAGCUUGCCCUCCCAUUGAAAUGGAAGCAGGGAUGAGGCGAAAAGCAGUCCAAGGUCUUCUCAAUCUCACUGUUGUAGAGACAACUGAACCGAUCACUGUAAGAUAUAACUUACCAUUGUCUUCUGGGGAGAUUUUGAAUGUGAGAGCAAGCCGCAAGAUAAGAUGGGACAGAGAGAUGUCGAAAUUUUUCACUCAGAAAAUUGACAGGUCUGGAGGACAGAAAAGCAUCAUUGAGUUUGCCACAUAUUUCUCUGAAGUAAUAUCUGAUGGUGUCUUGUGGGAGCACACUGAUCAUAUCCCUGCACUUUCUGAGCUGAUCAAGUUGGCCUUUGUGCUAGAAUUUAAUGAGGAAGCAGUUGAUUUUUUGAUGAAGUCCAAGAAUUUGCAAAUCUUCAUUGAGGAUGAAGAGUUUCUCAAUUCUGCCUUCCCUUCUUCCACCUAG